This is a messenger RNA of Hevea brasiliensis (rubber tree), 1609 nucleotides long. Its product is annotated as FAS1 domain-containing protein SELMODRAFT_448915. The transcript has a single exon. The record is from RefSeq and is a predicted model, not a curated record. The coding region runs from base 231 to 1151 and encodes 306 amino acids. NCBI's taxonomy places the organism in Eukaryota, Viridiplantae, Streptophyta, Magnoliopsida, Malpighiales, Euphorbiaceae.
GAGAAAACUAAAAAAAUAUAUGACCUUAAAAAUGGGUUUUCUUUUAAUAAUUGACGAAAUACCAUAAUAUUCUGCCAUAUUACAAUGAAUAGCCCCUUCUUCAGCACUUGUUUUGGCGGGAAGAGUUUGUUAGGCGUUAGUUAUUCUACUUCUUGCGCACAUCAAUAAAACCAAAAGAAAUCAAUCCAAAUUCAAGAAGUCAAGAUUUUGAUCUCAUUCAUUUUCCUCUCAUGGCUCCAUAUUGCCUCUCUUUCCUCCUCCGAUUCCUCACUGCUUUCGCUUUCACAUCCGCAGCCCUCAUUCCCAGCCCUUCCCCCGCCCCCGCCCCUUCCCCUUCCACCGCCGCUAUUCCUUUGCCAACUCUCAACGCCACCAACCCCACUCCCUCCCCUGUUCCCACUCAAAUCCCAAGUCCCACCAACACGACGACCACUGCCCCUUCUCCUAUCCAAAUUCCCAACACCACCACAGCGCCCCCUACUUAUGUCUCAACUCUCAACACCAGCACCGCCGCCGCCGCACCUACGCCGCCACGAGAAGGCCGACUCCACCGCCAACAGCUCAACAACAUAGUCGAUGCACUAAUCGGUGCUGGAGACUUCAACGGAUGGGCCAACAUCCUCUCGGUGGCCGACCCCAUCACUCUUCCUCUCUCCGCCACCCUCUUCAUCCCUGCUGAUGAUUCUCGAUCUCCCAUCUCCACCACCAUGACCAUUGACCCUUUCAUCUUCUCUUACCACAUUGUACCUCAACGCCUCUCCUUCGCUGACCUUCGGCAAUUCAAGCUCUAUUCUCGCCUUCCUACGCUACUCCCAUCCAAGCACAUUCUCAUCACCAAUAAUUCCAGUUCCAACUUUACACUGGAUGACUCUCUUCUUUCUCAUCCCGAUCUUUUCAUCACUGGCACUGUCGCCGUCCAUGGAAUGGCCACGCUCAUGGACUACUCUGUUUAUGGCGACGCCAAACCAAAACCUUCACAGCCAGAAGUAUUGUCGCGGCCACCACCAGCAAUGUUUGAGCCAUCAGGCGAAGUGAUCGACGAUAAACCAGACAUAGAUGCGGCUUGCUUGUGUACUGAGGUUUGGCCUGUUUUCUUGGUGUUUUGUGCUGUUUUGGCAUCAAAGAUUCAAAGAAUGAGUCUCGGCCGUUGAUGGGUUUUGGGCGGAGAUGAUGAUGGAGAGUCAUUCUUUUCUUGGAUCAUCCCUUGGAUUAGUUACUAUUCGUCCCUGUACUCUUUGGCCAUAUGACACAAAUUUCUGUGCCAGAAGACCAUUUGAAGUUCUGAUUUGAUGUAAUUUUUUGUCAAAUCUUUUUAGAUUCAAUUGGGUCUUGUUCUUUUCUCAGAGAAAGAUUUUGCGUUGGGUUUUAGAGAUGCUGCUUGCAUCAGAUAAAUAAGGCAGAGAUGGCUCUGAUCGAUUCUUAAGCAUCUUUCUUGCGGUUUGUUUGAACCAUUAAUUUUCUGCUAUAUUUUUCUUAUUAUCUGAUGCAUUUCCUUUAGAAUCAAUUAACAUUCAUCUCAAUUGGAUGAAAAUCUUUUGCUUAAUUUCAUAUCUCACUCUCAUCUUCUCCAUUCAUUAGUCAUGUAAGCAACUCUGCAUGGAUUCAGUGA